Molecule: messenger RNA, 3725 nt
Organism: Hippocampus zosterae (dwarf seahorse)
Lineage: Eukaryota; Metazoa; Chordata; Actinopteri; Syngnathiformes; Syngnathidae
Gene: arhgap10
Product: Rho GTPase activating protein 10
Exons: 23
Coding region: 597-2873 (758 amino acids)
Biological process (GO): signal transduction
Cellular component (GO): cytoplasm
Molecular function (GO): protein binding; GTPase activator activity
Source: RefSeq, a predicted model, not a curated record
GUCACAAUAUUAGCCAGCCCAUAAGAUACGAGGCUAUUUGAACAAGUGACUUAGGUUAGAAGCUUGAACAUUAAUAAGGCUACCACUAGUGUUCUUUUUUGUUUUUUUAACCGUGUUAUCUCAACCGUGCUUUUUUGAUUGCAAUUUGUUGAGUUGCCAUGCAAAAGGGGAAGUGGUAAGGAAUAGAUUCUCUUAACAGCGCUGAGCACUCUUUGGUUGAAGUGCCACCUACACGCACUCAGUUGUCAGCAGAGUUUCUCAAUCUGUCACUUUGCUAGGUGGAGUGCGUCUAUUGAGGGCAAAGAAAACAUGCACGCGGCAGCUUUCUGACAACCGCCCUGGUGUGGACCUUCUACCGAUUCGACCCGUUUCUGAACAACACCGCGCCUCGCUUUUGCUAGCUCCUCUUUGCCCUUAAAAUUUGACCACUAAAGAGCAACUCUCGCGCGCGCGUGAUACAAGUAGUAAACCACGCUAAUCGACAUUAGCCGCUCCGAAGCUAACUAGCUAUGCCGCUGACCCAAAAAGUAUAGGUUUUAUCCCGGAUUUUCCUCCCCCACCUCCCCUCCAAAAGAAGUCGAGAAGCCGACGGAGACAUGGGACUUCACCCGCUGGAAUUCAGCGAAUGCUAUCUGGACAGCCCCUGCUUCAGGGAGAAGAUUAAGGCUCACGAAGCGGAGCUGGACAAAACCAACAGGUUCAUUAAGGAGCUGUACAAAGAUGGCAAGAACCUUAUUAACGCCACCAAACAGUUGGGGAUGGCGCAGCGAAAGUUUGCCCAGUGCCUGGGAGAGUUUCAGUUUGAGUACAUCGGCGACGCCAAGACAGACGACGAGCGGUGCAUCGAUGAGUCACUGCAGGAGUUCUCCUCAUUCCUAAGGAACCUGGAAGACCAAAGAGAGCUGAUGAUGAGAAACAUCACAGAAACCCUCAUGAAACCCCUGGAGAAGUUCAGGAAAGAGCACCUCGGCACAGUAAGGGCGGAGAGGAAAAAGUAUGAGAAGGAGACAGAGAAAUACUACAGUUCACUGGAGAAGCUUCUCAACAUGUCUGCCAAGAAGAAAGAGCCGCAGCUACAAGAGGCGGACGUCCAGGUGGAAACCAUGAGGCAGCACUUCCAGGAAGAGUCGCUGGACUACGUUUGUAAGCUGCAGGAGAUCCAGGAGAGGAAGAAAUUUGAGUGUGUGGAGCCGAUGCUGGCCUUCUUCCAGACGGUCUUCACUUUUUAUCACCAGGGUUUCGAACUUGCCAAGGACUUUGACCACUACAAACGUGCACUACAAAUCAAUAUUCAGAAUACGAGGAGUCGAUUUGAGGGCACGCGCUCGGAGGUCAACGAGCUCAUGAAAAGGAUCCGAGAGACGCCUCAGGAGUACAGACAGACGAGCCCGAUCAGCUGCGAGGGAUACCUUUACGUCCAGGAAAAACGACCGCCCCCUUUCGGUUCAAGUUGGGUAAAACGCUACUGCACGUUUGUCAAGGAGCAGAAGAUCCUGCAUAUGGUGACUUUCGACCACAGAUCUGGUGGAAGGAGUGGUGAGACGGAGUCGGUCACGCUCAAGUCCUGCGUCCGCAAAACGACGGACAUGUUGGACAGGAGGUUCUGCCUGGAGCUCGACAUUACAGAUCGGCCAGGCACAGCCCUCACAGUGCAGGCUCUGUCGGAGGGUGACCACAAAUUCUGGAUGCUGGCCAUGGGUGGGAAGGAACCUGUCGGCCGCUAUCUCGGGAGGACAUAUUCAAAAGAAAGAGGAAUCGACGCUCAGCUCGAUGACAUGGGGCUGACUUUUGUGAAGAACUCCAUCAGCGCCAUUGAGAGACGAGGAAUAAAUGACCAAGGCUUGUACAGAGUCGUUGGCGUCAGCUCCAAGGUGCAAAAGCUCCUCUCCUUAAUGAUUGACGAGAAGAGCAACGAAGUGGACCUGUCCACUAGUGAAGACUGGGAUGUGAAAACCAUAACCAGCGCACUGAAGCUGUACCUGAGGAGCCUUCCCGAGCCACUGAUGACCUACGGACUUUACAAAGAGUUCAUCAGCCCGGCGAAGGGCGGCAGUCCAGAGUCUCGUAUCCAGGCCGUCCACUGCCUGGUCCACAAGCUGCCAGAGAAGAAUCGACAAGUCCUCGGGCUGUUUAUGAAGCAUCUGGCCAACGUGGCUGCCCACAGCAAGCAGAAUCUGAUGACGGUGGCAAAUCUGGGCGUGGUCUUCGGCCCGACGCUGAUGAGGCCACAAGAGGACACGGUGGCCGCCAUCAUGGACCUCAAGUUCCAAAAUAUCGUGGUGGAGAUCCUCAUUGAGCACCAAGAGAAGAUCUUUACAGACGCUCCCGAGUCGUGCCCUCUCUCAACCGCCGCCCCGUCCUUCUCCGCACCUACGAGGCAGUCCAAGAAGAUGAAUCGACAGAGCCGUCCGCUGGCUGUCUACAACCCGCAAGUUAUGGACAUUCAGACCGCCUGCGACGCCUCCAACCUCGCCGUGGACGAGACGUCGAUGGGCAGCAACGAGUCGGUGUCGUCGCAGUCGUCGUCGGCCUCCGCUUCGGAAAUGACGACCCCGUCGGAGAAAAGCGAGCGUUUGCCUCUCAGCGUCAGCCUCUCCUCGGGCAGCAGCAACUCCAGAGCGUCCAUGGCAGCAGCCUCCUGGUUAGGAGAAGGUCAGCAUGUCUGCACACCUGAAAAAGAAAAACCACUUGAAAGUGUCAUCAGGAAAGCCAAGGCGGUGUUCCCGUGCGAGGCCGAGCACGACUCUGAGCUCUCCUUCCAGGUCGGCGCAAUUUUCAACGCUGUGACCCAGUCCAGAGAGCCGGGCUGGCUGGAGGGGGAACUGGAGGGCAAGCGGGGCCUCAUCCCUGAGAACUAUGUGGAGAUGCUGUAAACCUCCAAAAUGGACACAAUGAGGGGAUUUAUUAGUUGGCGCCUUAUUCUCACCUGUUGUGUUCUCUCAAGCCAUGGACCUUUUUUUUUUCACCCGCCCACUUAUACAUGGUAUCCAUGAGACACCCCUGGCCCCCUCUCACAGCAGCGCUUUCGGUCCGCCACUGUGCCUUGUCGAGCCCUGAAUGUUAACGGGUAUGUUUGGCCAUAAAUCAUCCACAUGGUUUUUUGUUUGCAUAUUCCAAAUGAGGUGCACUUUGAUUUUUUUUGGCCUCCCAAAACUCUGUUUAUACAAUCGGUGCACUUUUUUGGCUUUCUUUCAGCAGACAUCCAAACAUCGCACCCCUCUGCCAAUCGUGCCUUUUUGUUUUUUAUGUCAGAUGAGUAUGUUCAUGUCAGCAUCAGGAGGUAACUUUCUAUUGAGAUUAUUAUUAUCGAAACCAAGUGUUUUAUUAUUUUUAUCUUAUUUGGUGGGUGGGGUGGUUUUUAAGCUUUUAAAGUUCACGUUGCCUUUUCCGGGCAGAAACACUCCUGCAAAACGUCUGGAUUUAAUAUGAUUUUAUUUCAAGCGAAAGAAAAAAAAAUCAGAUUUUUAUGGUAAAUAAGCUCGUAGAGUAUUUCAAUUCAAUUUGUGUACGUAUCGUGAUGAGGUUUUAAGGUGGAAGCACGUCACUUCACCGGCGGUUGCAAUAAUGUCAAGUUUUGAUUUGUGGUGUUGUUUGUAAAGGGUUUUGGAUUCAUUUUUAUACACCUUUCAAUGGGGGCACCUCUCAACCAAUGUUCAAUAAAACAUGUAUUCUUGCAGUGAAAUAAAUUUUCCAAUUGGUAAUUUUUCGAAGGAAUGGUCCUAAAA